AGGCGGCCGGGCCCAGUACAGGGGCGGGAAGGGCCGGUAGGGGCUGUAUGGAGCCAUGCGUGCUAGGGCCGAGGGGGCCCCCGGGGCACGGAAAAUGGCUUUUCAGUUUAACUUCUCUAUUGAAGAGAAAGCAGGAAAUGAACUCGAGACUCUUGGUGAUACAGCCUUGCAGCUGGAAUCUGCACACGCUUCUUUGAACCCAGGCGGAUCUACAGAAAAGAGCAAAGAAAUUUCAUCAGAAGAAAACGUUGUGCACAAGGAGUCUCUGUGUGCACAUGAGGCAACACCCAAAACUGCAGAUCCAGUAGCAAACUGUAGCCCUGAUAAAAGCCAGGUCCAGAUGCUGCCAAAGAAACGAGCCAGCUUUAAAGUUGCCAAAGAGCAUAAUAUUCCUGAAGAUUUCAGCAAAGUGUUAGAAAAUAAAGUUAUGGAAGCUGUACAGGGCCUAUACUAUGUAAAUAUUUCUGUGGUGGAAAUGACCCUUUCAAAUGACUCCCAUGAAGAAGACAUAGUGUCUAAAAGUAUUUCUUCUCACUCUGAUCUUAUCACAGGCAUCUAUGAAGGGGGACUGAAAAUAUGGGAAUGCACUUUUGAUCUCAUGGAUUAUUUGUCAGAGGCUGAAAUGCAGUUUAUCAACAAGACAGUCUUGGAUCUUGGUUGUGGGGCUGGGCUGCUGGGAAUACUUGCAUUAAAGAGAAAAGCUAAAAAAGUCCACUUUCAGGACUAUAACCACACUGUGAUUGAUGAAAUAACCUUGCCUAAUGUAGUGGCUAACUGUACUGAUGGUGGUGGUGAUGGCGGAAUUAGUGAACCUCCUUCAAAGAAGCACAAGAAAGCAGACUUCAUACCAGCUCUAAUGUCUAAGUGCAGAUUUUUUUCCGGAGAAUGGGCUGAGUUUAGCCAACUCCUGUUAAGUGGCAACAAACCCUUUUCAAAGUAUGACCUUAUUCUCACAUCCGAGACCAUCUACAAUCCUGACUACUACAGUGCUUUGCAUGAUACGAUUUCUAAACUGUUGGAUAAAAAUGGCCGCGUGUAUUUGGCUAGCAAAGCACAUUAUUUUGGGGUGGGAGGUGGUGUGCAUAUCUUUGAGAAAUUCAUUGAAGAGAGGAAUGUGUUCUGGACUAGAACUGUCAAAGUUAUCAAUGAAGGACUGACACGGUACAUUAUUGAAAUGGCCUUUAAGAUUUCCAGUUAAUCCAUUCAUUCCCCAUGGUGCCUGUUAA
Emys orbicularis (European pond turtle) is the source of this 1226-nucleotide messenger RNA. RefSeq names its product histidine protein methyltransferase 1 homolog. The coding region runs from base 56 to 1198 and encodes 380 amino acids. The transcript has 2 exons. Lineage: Eukaryota; Metazoa; Chordata; Testudines; Emydidae. The record is from RefSeq and is a predicted model, not a curated record. Gene Ontology annotation, molecular function: protein-L-histidine N-tele-methyltransferase activity. Gene Ontology annotation, biological process: peptidyl-histidine methylation, to form tele-methylhistidine.